AUGGAAGUCCCACUCGCAGCGUAUGCGAGGUGCAACAACGUCCGCAGAACAUUUCGUCCCCGUAGCGACGCCUUCGAUGCAACGGAUGAAGAGUUCAUGCGUUUGUACAGACUGACGAAGCCUGUGGUACGCUGGCUAUGCGACAAGCUACGGUCCACCCUCCGUCCAAAAAGAACUCGGACAGCGCUACCUGUGGAGGGGCAAGUGUUCAUCGCCCUGCGGUUUUAUGCCACAGGAAGUUUCCAAGGGGCGGUAGCUAGCGACCGGCACGUGGCAGCGAUGCAGAGCACCAUCAGUAAGCUGCUCUUCAAGGUUACGAACGCCACAGUGGUACAGCUGGCACCCCUGUGGAUACGGUUCCCGACCAAACCCGACAAGAUCCGCGAGGUCAUGCGGGAAUUCAAGAGCAAAUGGAGGUUUCCCGGCAUGAUUGGCUGCAUAGACGGGUCGGUUAUUGGCAUCCUGGCCCCAUCUGAGAGGUGCGGCCAGUACCAGAACAGUGCUUUCUUCUGUCAGAAGCAGUACUUCGCGCUCAAUGCCAUGAUCGUGUGUGACGCGAUGAUGCAUUGCUCGUUUUGCGGCGGAGCACGUGAUGCUUAUGUGUGGAGGCACAGUGAGCUGAAGCGCGAGCUGUCCCGGAGGCACUUGGACGAACCCCGCUUCCUUCUAGGUGACAGUGGGUAUCCUUUGCAACCGUGGCUGCUGAUGCCGUUGCCUGGAGACCCUCCCCCCAACACACCGAAAGCCUGA
Messenger RNA from Ornithodoros turicata, 750 nucleotides. Its product is annotated as putative nuclease HARBI1. The record is from RefSeq and is a predicted model, not a curated record. The transcript is spliced from 4 exons. The coding region runs from base 1 to 750 and encodes 249 amino acids. NCBI's taxonomy places the organism in Eukaryota, Metazoa, Arthropoda, Arachnida, Ixodida, Argasidae.